AUGGAGCUCAGUGAGAACUUGCUGCUCAACCUCUCCCUCCACGGCUCUUCGCCUCUGACCUCGCUCGAGCCCAGUGACCCCGAUGUGACCUGGCCUAAUAUAACACACCUGUAUUUCAAAAGGUUCCGUUACUGUAGUUACCUGCCUUGGAUACCAGACUGCCGCCCGAAGUCAGAUGGUGUAUCAUCUUUCGAAAAUCUUCUGAUAAGGAGGGAGCUCCGUGUGGCAGUAUGGCUUGUCGCAACUUUAACACUAAUUGGCAACCUCACCGUGCUGGCUGGUCGCUUACUAACAAAAGAUGACAACAAGUUACUCUCGCUGUUCAUUCGUAAUUUGGCUGUUUCCGACCUGCUCACGGGCGUGUAUCUCGUCGUCGUGGGCGCGAAGGACCUGCAGUUCCGCUCUGUCUACCAGGAGAACGCCCACGCUUGGAUGACAUCGGGCGGGUGUGCUGUGACGGGCGUGCUGGCCAUGACUUCGACGGAGGUCUCUGUCCUGGUACUAGCCUUCAUGUCGGUCGAGAGACUGGUAUGCAUCGCCCGUCCACUUCGGUCUCCCGGUCUCUCCCUCGCCUCCGCCCGUAUCAUCCUCUCCGUUCUGUGGGUGUGCGGUCUGGCCCUGGCGGUCCUCCCACAGCUCUACUACCAGGGAACCCCCCGAGGCUUCUACGGGACGAACGGCCUGUGUUUCCCUCUCCACCUGGACGACCCGUGGGUUCCCGGAUGGCCCUUCGCAGCUCUCGUGCUCGUCGGCAUCAACCAGAUCGGAGUCCUCGUCAUCCUCCUCUCGUACCUGGGGAUGUUCGUCAGCAUCCGCACCACCCGGUCAUCGACGCCCCUCUCCCUCGGCGACAGAGAGUUCGCUGUCCGCUUCUUCUGCAUCGUCGUCACGGACUGCCUCUGCUGGAUCCCGAUCAUCGUCUUGAAGUAUCUGGCAAUGAUGGGUCUCGACAUACAUCCGAAACUCUACGCCUAUGUUGUCGUGGUUCUUCUGCCCAUCAACUCAGCCCUCAACCCUUUCUUGUACACUUUCACUACUUCGAAAUUUCGGUCGAGAGCUUCACAACUGUGUUCUACUCAGGUCCUGUGUCUUAAGUCGCACGCCGUCGAUAUAGAGUCGGAGGCAACGCGCACAUCGCUGCUUCGAGGCGCCACGUGCAGAGGGAGCGCCGGCGGUAGGGAGGGAAUUCCCCUGCAGACUCAGUUCAUCAUUGCCGAACACCUGGUGGGGAUGGAGAAUGGGGGGGGAGGGGCCAAGGCGACUAGAGUGUGA
Penaeus indicus is the source of this 1272-nucleotide messenger RNA. RefSeq names its product relaxin receptor 1-like. Gene Ontology annotation, molecular function: G protein-coupled peptide receptor activity. Bases 1 to 1272 code for a protein of 423 amino acids. The transcript has 9 exons. Gene Ontology annotation, cellular component: plasma membrane. The record is from RefSeq and is a predicted model, not a curated record. Lineage: Eukaryota; Metazoa; Arthropoda; Malacostraca; Decapoda; Penaeidae. Gene Ontology annotation, biological process: activation of adenylate cyclase activity; adenylate cyclase-activating G protein-coupled receptor signaling pathway; hormone-mediated signaling pathway.